AUGUCCGACUCAUUGGAUCACCGUGAUCUCGCCUACAUGCGACAGGCCCUCGACCUGGCCCGCAACUCGCCCCCAAGGCCCUCCAACUUUCGCGUCGGCGCCGUCCUCGUCGACGAGGCCACCAACACCGUUCUAUCGGAAGGCUACACCCUCGAGCUGCCGGGCAACACCCACGCCGAGCAGUGCUGCCUGAUGAAGUUGGCCGAGAAGCAUGGCGUUGAGGAAGAAGGCUUGCCUCGCCUAAGCGAGGCGGCACUGCCUCGCCAGCUCGGCCUGUAUACAACAAUGGAGCCCUGCUCGUUCCGCAUGAGCGGCAAUCUGCCGUGUGUCCAGAGGGUGCUGCGGCUGGCUUCCGCGACGCCAGAGACUACGACUCCUCGUCAGAUCACUGUCUACUCGGGUGUCACGGAGCCUGAUACGUUUGUCUCCAAAAACACGGGCCGCCAGACCCUCGAGGGCGCCGGCAUCCGUUUCGUGCACGUGGCCGGCCUCGAGGACGAGAUUCUCACCGUGGCAACAGCUGGCCAUGAGACAAAAUCGGGAAAAAGCGAGGAGAUGAAAUAA
Messenger RNA from Sporothrix brasiliensis 5110, 564 nucleotides. RefSeq names its product DRAP deaminase. Bases 1 to 564 code for a protein of 187 amino acids. Lineage: Eukaryota; Fungi; Ascomycota; Sordariomycetes; Ophiostomatales; Ophiostomataceae. Gene Ontology annotation, molecular function: catalytic activity. The transcript has a single exon. The record is from RefSeq and is a predicted model, not a curated record.